AUGGAUGGAGCAAGCUGCAGGUAUAUUGACGAAGGCGAUGCGCAGCGGCCUUCGAUUCUCCAUAUUGCUGCCUCAAUGGGUAACACAGAUUUGGUAACGGAACUCAUGAAUUACAUACCGCCACUUUGCACCGUUGAUGCAUUUGGUAUGCUUCCCGCCCACCGGGCCGCGGAGCGCGGUCACCGCCGGAUUGCUCAACUUAUUUUCAUGGGAUCAGACAAAGAUGCGCGGGACCAAUGGCCAAUAUUCAUGGUCUGCGAAGGCGUCUCACCAUCUACAAUAGAAUUCCUCUUGCGAUUUGGCUUUGGCCCCCAGUGCUCUGACAAGCGAAAACGGACACCGCUGCACAUCGCUUCGUCCACGGGAGCAACAGACAUGUUCGGCAACUUUUGCUCAAGGGGGCAGACAGGGAGGUGCAAGGUGACAAGGGAAUUACGCCACUUCAUGUUGCGGCAUUUGGAGCACUACCACCGACUGUCCGGAUCACCCAUCACACAUGCCGUCAUCGACCAGGGACAGGUUGUCCCGGAGCAGCAAAGGAAAUUUAACGUUAUCUUCGUUCAGGGAUAUUACGAUUCUCCAACCAAGUCGUGGUGUGAUGGGUCGGCUUCAUGGCUGUGGCCUACUAAAUACCUCCCGGCGAGCGAGUCACAUGCCCGAGUCUUCUUCUGGGACCGCCAGUUUAAACUGACAGACUUCUCAAGCGCAGAAGAUGUCCGUCGGCUUGGUGUAAAGCUCUUGGACUUCAUCCGUAGCACAGUGCAUGCUCCAGAGCUCUCUUCAAAAUAUGGAAAAGCUACACCGCUGGUGUUCGUCAGCCACAGCCUCGGUGGUCUGGUGGUGAAAGCAGCGCUCGCUGGUGCAGCCCGGACCAAUGACUCUUGCCUCGGAUAUUUCAAGCGGCAAUUGACAAUCGCCUCGACCCGGGGCGGCACACUUCAUUUAGCGGGCGAGCCAAACCACGUUUCGCCCGGUCGGAUCAGGCUAAGGAAUACAGUAGACUUGACUUGGACUCGAAGGGAGUAUGUCAAGAUCUACACAUCAAGGUCCUCUCCAUCACAGAGACAUUUGGUCAGAAAUAUCGUGGAAUUCCUUCAUGAAAUCUUAUCAGAGAAGCCGCGUCAGCCCAUGUAUCGUAAAAAAGAUAUUAUUUCGGCGUUGCAAAAUGAUCCAGGUGGUUAUAUGCUUGAUACUUUGAACAUAACCACCUCACCACUGCUGAAGUCUCUACCCAGCCUGCCGAAUAAGCCGAUAUACCAUCAUUUGACCCAAUCCUUCGAAGCUCAUAGUCCUUCGGGCACUAUGGCGGGCCAGACGGUAAUUGCAGCCUUCUUCUUCAACAUACCGCUGCAAGGACAAAAGACAGUGAAUUACAUGCUUCGGUCCGCUCUCUGUCGAAUACUCAUGAAACGGGGUGAUCUUGUCAAUCUCUUCAUGCGAGAGGCAUUCAUAUACGGCACAUAUCUUCUUGAAUCGCCUUUGUCGUGGCCUACUUUAAAGUCGGCCUUUGAGGGAGCUGUACAAGUAGCUCCAGAUACCAAGUUUAUCCUCCUGCUCGAUGCCUUGGAUGAAUGCAUGCCCGAGAAUGGCACCAAAUUUGACCGUACCCCAGAAGCGCUGGAGACUCUCUAUGAGAGGGUGUUAGACGACGUUCUGUCAGCCUACAGGCGGGAGGCAGCCAGGAUUCUUCGAAUUGUCGCUAUCGUGCCAUUUCCAUUAGACAUUGAUCUGCUAAGCAUGGCAGUCGAGGAUCAUCGCUCUAGUUCUGAGCCCGGUAUCUCUAUGCAGGAUGUUCGAAGCGAUCUUCACGCUAUCAAUGCCAGAUUUGGAUGUGAUAAAGUGGACAAAAACGAGUCAGCUAAGGAAGAAUGGAGACUUAGGGCAACUAUACAUAUGAACAGCCGUUGUGGCGUUCUUCUGUCUCUUCAAAAUAGAAACGACGUCUGCUUCUUCCAAGAAUUCGUGAGGAGUUUUCUCUCAGAGCCUCGAACUCUUCGACGUUUAAUCGGAGGGCUGACAGACACAAGCUUCGACCCUCCCAUCAACUUGCUCAGCGCUUGCAUUAUUCGCCUCAAACAAAAUCUUGACGAUGGAUGGCAAAGAGAGUAUUCCACCGUUGAUUACAAAGCACUUGUCAACUUGGUGACCGCCGACAUUGAAAAUGGGCCAGCUAUGAAAGCCGAGCUAUGGUCAUAUCUGCGCACUGCAGUGGAUGAGGGGGUCAUAAUGCUGAAGGACAACAGCAAUGUCUCCCCCCUCAAACAUCUCAUUAAUACGAAGGACCGAGCUGCGCUCCCUUGGGCAACCACCAUCCGCGACUCUUAUUUUUUUCUACCCCCUGACAUAGUAGAGGCUUUCUUUAGCUUGCACGCGGAUCCCAAUGAUGCUACAACAGCUCGGAAUGUGUGGCGUGAAGUUCUCGAGGCAGGCUACCACGUAUUCUUCGCUGUCGACAUGGUGCCAACUGACCCAGGUCUGGCGCAGACAUACGAGAACGGGAACAGACGGAUCAAGACCACGGGGCCGUUCCUAGACCACGCAGCCGAUGUGAAUGCACGUUUUCUCAAGGUCACGUUCGAAUUGCGCGGUCCUCCAGUGGCCAAGAUCCCGGUACUAUAUUUAGAUUCUUAA
Messenger RNA from Metarhizium acridum CQMa 102, 2631 nucleotides. NCBI's taxonomy places the organism in Eukaryota, Fungi, Ascomycota, Sordariomycetes, Hypocreales, Clavicipitaceae. The record is from RefSeq and is a predicted model, not a curated record.